AUGCAAGAACACGCAUACGAAUUAACUAAUUCUGCGACUUCAUUAGAGACAUUAUAUGAAGAAUCCUCUCUUGGCGGACACGAUGAUGGUUUUUGUCCAGCAGUUGGUCAUUCUUUAGGUGGCGGUUUUGGCUUAUAUUCUCGAGAAUUCGGUUUGGCUACUAAUCAUAUUCUUUUGAUUCAAAUGGUCAGCACGAAUGGAACAGUCUUAACCGCAAAGAAUGUUACAAAUCCUGAUCUAUUUUUUGCGCUGAGAGGUGCUGGACUUGUCCAUUGUUGA
This is a messenger RNA of Ambispora leptoticha, 279 nucleotides long. Lineage: Eukaryota; Fungi; Glomeromycota; Glomeromycetes; Archaeosporales; Ambisporaceae. The record is from the annotation of a GenBank genome assembly.